Rotaria socialis is the source of this 300-nucleotide messenger RNA. The record is from the annotation of a GenBank genome assembly. Lineage: Eukaryota; Metazoa; Rotifera; Eurotatoria; Philodinida; Philodinidae.
AUGAUAUUAUUUCUAAAAACAGUUAAGCCGAUAAAAUCUCUUCAAAUUCUUAUCUCAAUUAAUCAUUUAUGUUGCAUACUUGUUCAUACAGUGAUGUUCUAUCGUAUGCAUUUAACAAUCAGAGCUGAAGACAACUCUUCAACAACAAAUAAUCCAACUGCUGCUUCUACUACUUUUAUACUUGAUAAUCAACCUGCUCAUGCAACUACUCAUCCAACUGCUGUUGUAUUUAUUCAUUCAUCUGGUGAUGCAUGUGAUGAUUCACUAAUUGAACUUUCUCCUCGUCCAAUAUCCGAAUAA